GCUUUGAGGAGCGGACAGGCGGAAGUGGUUGGAUAGGAGACUUCCGGUUGUCACUUUGCUGUGUCGGUGAAUCAUGUCUUCCGAGUUCGAGGGUUACGAGCAGGAUUUCGGGGUGAUCACGGCGGAGAUCACUGGCAGGAUCGGCAAGAUCCCGAAACUAGUUGGAGAUGAAAAGAAACAGAUGAUUGUGAAUGUGGAGAAGCAGCUGGAUGAAGCCAAGGAGCUCCUGGAGCAGAUGGAUCUAGAGAUCCGGGAGAUCCCAGCCCAGAGCCGGGGAAUGUACAGCAGCCGCAUGCGGAGCUACAAGCAGGAGAUGGGCAAACUGGAAGCUGACUUUAAAAGGUCACGGAUCGCCUACAGUGACGAAGUGCGGAAUGAGCUCCUGGGGGACGAUGGGAAUUCCUCCGAGACGCAGUUGAUAAAAUUACGUGAAGAGAGGGCACAUCUGCUGGAUAACACCGAGCGGCUGGAAAGGUCAUCGCGCAGGCUCGAGGCCGGCUACCAAGUAGCAAUAGAAACCGAGCAAGUCGGACAGUCGAUCUUGGAGAAUUUAAGCCAGGACCGCGAGAAGAUCCAGAGGGCCAGAGAAAGGCUCAGGGAGACGGACACGAAUCUGGGUAAAAGCUCCAGGAUCCUGACGGGAAUGUUGCGAAGGAUUAUCCAGAACCGCGUUUUAUUUGUCAUCCUGGGAAUCAUCAUCGUCUUCGCUAUCAUCCUGGCAGUUUAUUUUUCAUUUCGGGGACACUGAUGCCGUGUCCCGUGGGGAGGAAAAAGGGGGUUCAAACCAUCCUGAGCAUCCGCAGAACGGCUACAUAGAGAUUUGAUGUGAAUAGCGCGCCUGCGCAGACACCUGGGAGCCGCUCUCCUGCUGCGUCUCUUCUGUCUCUUUCCUAACAAAUCCGGUCAAACCAAUCGGUUUGGAGAAAUAUUCUGUUUAACGAAGUAAUUAAUAAUUCUACGUCCCGGACCCCGAGCCAUUCCACGUGUAUAAAUAAUAUCUACUGUCAGACAUUAUUAUGAGUUGUUUUGUGUUAUAUAUUAAAAAACAAGCUUUACAGAAAACCGUUAUUUAUAUAAAAAUUAAAUAUGUAACUUUAUGGAGUGA
Molecule: messenger RNA, 1105 nt
Organism: Spea bombifrons (plains spadefoot toad)
Lineage: Eukaryota; Metazoa; Chordata; Amphibia; Anura; Pelobatidae
Gene: VTI1A
Product: vesicle transport through interaction with t-SNAREs 1A
Exons: 9
Coding region: 74-748 (224 amino acids)
Biological process (GO): intra-Golgi vesicle-mediated transport; retrograde transport, endosome to Golgi; intracellular protein transport
Cellular component (GO): Golgi apparatus; ER to Golgi transport vesicle membrane; SNARE complex
Molecular function (GO): SNAP receptor activity; SNARE binding
Source: RefSeq, a predicted model, not a curated record